This is a messenger RNA of Lates calcarifer (barramundi perch), 1668 nucleotides long. RefSeq names its product homeodomain-interacting protein kinase 2. Gene Ontology annotation, molecular function: protein tyrosine kinase activity; ATP binding; protein serine/threonine kinase activity. Lineage: Eukaryota; Metazoa; Chordata; Actinopteri; Centropomidae. Gene Ontology annotation, cellular component: nucleus; cytoplasm. Bases 1 to 984 code for a protein of 327 amino acids. Gene Ontology annotation, biological process: peptidyl-threonine phosphorylation; peptidyl-serine phosphorylation. The transcript is spliced from 7 exons. The record is from RefSeq and is a predicted model, not a curated record.
AUGCUGGUGAAAGAUCAGGAGCAGUCCUACACAUUGAAGCUUAUUGACUUUGGUUUGGCCUUCCAUAGAUCUGAAGCAGUGGUGGGCUCUACUCACCAACUACCUUAUUACAGGGCUCCAGAAAUUAUGUUGGGACUCCCCUUCACUGAGGCCAUUGACAUGUGGUCUCUAGGUGCUGUGAUGGGGUUGAUGAUGUUUGGAAAUCUUAUCUUCCCAUGGUUCUUUGAUUAUAAUCAGAUGCAGUCUAUCUGUGCAAUCUUGGGCCAACCAGCAGACCAUCUUCUGGAUGCUGGACUAAAAACAAAGGAGUUCUUCAUCAAAACCUCUAACGGUCAGUGGACUCUCAAGACACAUGGCCAGUAUUGGAAACACAAGAUUUCAUUAGGCACAAAGAAAUUCGCCUUCAGCUCUCUGGAUGAUCUGAUAGCACUGAGUGAGGAACUGGAAAGCGAUGCCGAAGAAUGGAAGCAGUGUGUCCACCUGCUAAAAGCGAUGCUUCAGGUGGAUGCCAGUAAGAGGAUCACUCCCAGUGAGGUCCUGAAUCAUCCCUUCAUCACGAAGAGCUACCUGAAUGAAGUUCUGCAGCCACCAGCCAAUGAGCCCAGUAACAUCAGCAACCAGGCCCUGACUGACUUCAGGAGGACAGAGGCUGUGACUGAAGCUGAUGACAGAAACCAGUCUGACCAGGCUCAGUAUACUCAGGGUGUCAAAAACACCACAUUUGAGUGCCUCAGUGAUACAUUGAGUUGUGAAACUCUAAUCCUGGAUCCUGACCCUGCUGCAGCUUCUGCUCAGGACACCAAAGCCACAAAGGAGAUCCAGACACUCACCACAGAGCAGGAGGACACCAUAUCAGAUGACAGCAAAUCCCACAAAGAGAGGAAGAAGAAGAGGAAGAAGAAGAAACAGAAUACCAUCAGAUGCUUCUUUUCAUGGAUGAAACUGAUAUUUAGCUGUUGCAGCUCUGUGGAAGCUGAAGAGUAGAGUUCUAAACAAUUACAGCAUCAACAGACUAUAUAACUAAUGAAGAUGGGUUGCACUAGUUCUAGAAGGGCAAUAGGGUUCAGUAAACUUAAAACAAACUAAUGCAUUUUAAGCAUGUUCUCCAGCAACAAGAUAUAAGUAUUUACAUCUGUUCCAAAUAGUCAAAGCAAAACUAAAUGCCUGCUGAAAAGCCUGUUACCUGUCCAGCUCUGAAUCUUUAGUGUGUCUUUGUAAUCUUGAACGAGUGAAUUAUACAAGUGAAGAUAACAGUGCACACUUUCAGACAGUCCCUCCUUGAACUUAUUCAUGGUGUUGCACUUAGUCAUACACAGUUGUGUGAGGAAUCAAAAAAGAGAUGAGUUUAAACUCUAAGUGAUCCAAUAAGCACUUCAUUUUAAACAUCAAAAUGUAACAUAAUGAUGGCACACAUGGAGAGGGGUCAUAAAGCCAACAGUCUGAAUCAGUAAUGUCACUUACACAGCCGUAUCUAUCCAGGAGUUGCUAAAAGUCAGUUCAUAAUUUCCUCAUCCACAUGUCUACAUGGGUCCACAUGAUGAAAGCAUGAAUCAAUGGACCCAACCUGCCUUGUGUCAUCAGUCCAUGUGGUAGAAUGGGAGAUUUGCAGAAUGAAUGUGGCAUGAAUAUGCAGCUGAUCCAAAUUAUGAUAACAUGGACCAGAAUCCC